CAAGCAUCCAUUCAACACUCUAUCGCGGAAAUCCGCUUCAAUGCUGAGCCCGAAUAGCAAAUGCGCAGCGAGAAUCAAACAUAGCAUAAAUGCCUGCUCGAAACUCGAAGUCGCAAGCAGCAUUCCACCAUCGUCUUCUUUCGUCUCCACGCUCAAUCAGACUUCUAGCACUCCUGCCAUCACUGGAAUUCCACGCUCCCUUAGAGACUACCCUAACAGAGGCCAGCCUAGGCGAUGUCUCGGAGACUGAAAAUAGCUAUGAAGCACUCUCGUACGUUUGGGGCUCACGAUUCGGUACAGAGCCAAUUCAAUGUGAUGGUAAACCACUCUUGGUAACCCCAAAUUGCGAGUCUGCGCUUCGGCAUUUACGACUGAAAGAUAAGACUCGUAUUUUAUGGGUUGAUGCAAUUUGUAUAGAUCAAGGGAAUGGCGAAUCAAGCGUCAAUGAGCGAAAUGUACAGGUUGCGCUCAUGGGAGAAAUCUACAAGAAGGGUACCCGUACGCUAUGUUGGUUCGGUCCAGGCAAUGGUUUUACAGAUGAAUUGAUGGCACAAGUCAAUCGAAUUGGUACAUGUCCAUCACAGCGAGGAUUAAAGAAGCUCUUACAAUUCGACGAAAAGCUCCGCGAAGAAGGGCGACUAGAUUCUGACUCUUCGACUUUAAAUUACAUAUUCUGUCACCCCUGGAAUUCCCGGAUCUGGACAGUACAAGAGGCAGCGUAUUCCAAGGAAUGCCAAGUUGUAUGUGGAAACUCCACUAUUCCAUGGGAUGUGUAUUCCGCAGCAGCACACUUCCUUGUGUUUGAAGAGUUAAUCGACCAACUUGAUCCGCAGGCACACAAGAACUAUGUCUGCAUUGACGUCCGAAACACUAUACGAGAUUAUCUGCGCAAAGCACCGUCCUCCAAUAUUACCCUCCGCACGGAGGAUGAGGGAGAUGAACGAGACCGAAGAGUGGUCUUUCUUUCCUCCUGUCUCUCGGACGUCAACCAACUCCAAGCAACGGAGCCAAGAGAUAAAAUCUAUGGAAUACACGCAUUGUAUACAGACCUAGGCAUCCCCCUACCGGCAGUAAAUUAUGGAAAGUCGCUCUCUCGCGUCUAUGAAGAAACUGCUGUCGCCAUGAUUACGUGGUCUGGUACGCUCAAAGUUCUCGGUGACGCAUGUCACAACCAUCGCAAUACUGCUUUCCCAAGUUGGGUACCGGACUGGUCUGAUGGAAACAUGAAAAUAUUUACACCCUCGGGCGACGCCACCGGGGGUUCUAAAAUCACUAAACCGUCGAGAACCCUUAAUCCACGGCCUGGAGAACUUCACGUCCAGGGUAAAGUUAUCGGAACAGUAACUGAUUGGAUGAACAAAUUCGCUACUGCGGUCUUUCCGACGCGACUAGAGCAAUGCGAGCUGCCCAUUUUGACCGACAAACUCGAUCAGCUCGUUGAAGACGUUGAGAUACUGCGACUUUGGAUUGAGAAAACGAGGUUCUUUCGCCAGUUACACAGCCUGUUGCAAGCCGAUUCAGGUAUCUGUCAAGAAGAUCCUGAAGACAGUCUCCUUGAUCUUUUGAAUCAAGACAGCUAUUCUGAACCGGACGAGACUUUUAUAAUCUGGCUCGAAAUCCUGAAGUAUCCAGAGACAAAAUACGACCUCAGUCUUGGAGAAGCCCUUGUAGAGAAAUGGAGAACAGCCGAUGAGUCCAAUGCAGCACGCUGGACCCCAGAGCUGACAAACUGUGCGGUCAUCAUGGCUGCUCUGCUCUCUAAUUCAGUUCGACAAAAUGGUUGCGUUUCUAGUCCCACUUUGGGGAUUCUUGAUUUGAUGAACCAGUACUCCGCAAACUUGGCCGAUAAGACAUUAAUGUUGGCGUAUAUCAAUUCGCUUGGCAAAACAGCACCCGGAACAAGCUUUCAUUCUGUUGUAGCAGAGGAUUCUAUAGUCUUACUUCAGGGAGCUGAGUGGCCGGUCGUCUUGAGGCAGACAGGCACGAAGUGGCGGUUCAUCGGGCCAGCUUUUGUGACUGGAAUCCUGGAUGGCGAAGCGUGGUCCGAUGAAAGUGGGCAAGUGCAUGGUAUGAGUACGUUUGUUUUGGUCUGAAUCUUUCCAACAGUUCAGGCGGCUGGUCAGUAAUGCCUUGUGGCGCAUGAUGCAAUCUUCAGAGGAAAGUAUGAAUCAUAGAGGGGUAGAACGUAAUAGUUGUUUGAGAACUAGUAACAGAUUUUCUGGCUCGCAAUCAAGCACUGGGAAGUAAGGACUUUGCCAAAGUACAGUCUAGAUAAUACUGCUAGCAGGAGAAGAGAAGGGGGAUACGAACUUAUUGGUCACAUGACGAUCGGUUCUCCGGGUUGAAACUUUUCAAACAACGAACCAAACAC
Messenger RNA from Hyaloscypha bicolor E, 2371 nucleotides. RefSeq lists its product as uncharacterized. NCBI's taxonomy places the organism in Eukaryota, Fungi, Ascomycota, Leotiomycetes, Helotiales, Hyaloscyphaceae. The transcript is spliced from 2 exons. Bases 90 to 2093 code for a protein of 667 amino acids. The record is from RefSeq and is a predicted model, not a curated record.